Molecule: messenger RNA, 2706 nt
Organism: Pseudopodoces humilis (Tibetan ground-tit)
Lineage: Eukaryota; Metazoa; Chordata; Aves; Passeriformes; Paridae
Source: RefSeq, a predicted model, not a curated record
AUGCGUCGCCCCACGGGCUGCCCGCUGAGCCAGAUCUGCAUCCCCCCUCCCGCCGUCCUGGCGCGAAGCUUCCCCGUGGGAUCCAGCCUGGAUUCCUGCGGCACCGGCGGAAGCUUCCAGUGCCUCCCUCCCUGCGGGAUCCCCUGCUGCUACCCCGGCACCACCACCUAUGUCAGCCUGGGCGGCCUGGCCGUGGCCCAGGCCACCGGCUGUGCCAAUCCCUGCGGCCUGGUGGCCACCACGCGUGUCCCCCCGUGCUGCCAGGGCGUGUCCGGGGGCACCAGGACCUGCGGGAACCCCUGCUGCUGCUGCUGCCGGGUGACCGAGUACAGCACCAGCAGGCGGGAUUGCUGCCAGGAGGUGGCCAAGAGCUCCACAGCCACCUGUCAGGAUCCGUGUUGUCAGGAGGUCACCACGUGUGUCACCACCUGUCAGGAUCCGUGUUGUCAGGAGGUCUCCAAGUGCACCACGACAUGCCAAGAUCCGUGUUGCAAGGAGGUCACCACGUGUCAGGAUCCGUGUUGUAAGGAGGUCACCACGUGUGUCACCACGUGUCAGGAUCCGUGUUGUAAGGAAGUCACCAAGUGCACCAGGACAUGUGUGGACCCCUGCCACAAGGAGGUCACCAAGUGUGUCACCACGUGCCAGGAUCCGUGUCGUCAGGAGGUCACCACGUGUGUCACCACGUGUCAGGAUCCGUGUUGUACGGCGGUCACCACGUGUGUCACCACGUGUCAGGAUCCGUGUUGUACGGCGGUCACCACGUGUGUCACCACGUGUCAGGAUCCGUGUUGUACGGCGGUCACCACGUGUGUCACCACGUGUCAGGAUCCGUGUUGUACGGCGGUCACCACGUGUGUCACCACGUGCCAGGAUCCGUGUCGUCAGGAGGUCACCAAGUGUGUCACCACACGUCAAGAUCCAUGUUGUAAGGAGGUCACCACGUGCACCAGGACAUGUCAGGAUCCCUGCUGCCAGGAGGUCUCCAAGUGUGUCACCACGUGUCAGGAUCCGUGCUGUAAGGAGGUCACCACGUGUGUCACAACGUGUCAGGAUCCCUGUUGUAAGGAAGUCACCAAGUGUGUCACCACAUGCCAAGAUCCGUGUUGUAAGCAAGUCGCCAAGUGUCAGGAUCCGUGUUGUAAGGAAGUCACCAAGUGUGUCACCACAUGCCAAGAUCCGUGUUGUAAGGAAGUGACCACGUGCACCACCACCUGCGUGGACCUGUGUUGUCCGGAGGUCACCAAGCGUGUCACCACCUGUGUGGACCCCUGCUGCCAGGAGGUCUCCAAGUGCACCACAACAUGUCAGGACCCGUGUUGUCAGGAGGUCUCCAAGCGUGUCACCACGUGCGUGGAUCCGUGUUGUCAGGAAGUGUCCAAGCGUGUCACCACCUGUGUGGACCCCUGCUGCCAGGAGGUCUCCAAGUGCACCACAACAUGUCAGGACCCGUGUUGUCAGGAGGUCUCCAAGCGUGUCACCACGUGCGUGGAUCCGUGUUGUCAGGAAGUGUCCAAGCGUGUCACCACCUGUGUGGACCCCUGCUGUCAGGAGGUCACCAAGUGUGUGGACCCGUGUUGUCAGGAGGUCGCCAAGUGUGUCACCAGGUGUGUGGAUCCGUGUUCCAAGGAGGUCACCAAGUGCGUCACCACGUGUCAGGAUCCCUGCUGUGCCACCAGGUGUGCCACCAGGUGUGUGGAUCCCUGCUGCCAGGAGGUCACCAAGUGUGUCACCACAUGUGUGGACCCAUGUUGCAAGGAGGUUACCAAGCGUGUCACCACCUGCGUCGAUCCCUGCUGUCAGGAGGUCACCAAGUGUGUCACCAGGUGUGUGGAUCCAUGUUGCAAGGAGGUCACCAAGUGCACCACGACAUGCCAGGAUCCGUGUUGUGCCACCAGAUGUGUCACCAGGUGUGUUGAUCCUUGCUGUCAGGAGGUCACCAAGUGUGUCACCAGGUGUGUGGAUCCAUGGUGCAAGGAGGUCACCAAGUGCACCACGACAUGCCAGGAUCCGUGUUGUGCCACCAGAUGUGUCACCAGGUGUGUUGAUCCUUGCUGUCAGGAGGUCACCAAGUGUGUCACCACGUGCCAGGAUCCCUGUUGUGCCACCAGGUGUGUCGAUCCCUGUUGUCAGGAGGUCACCAAGUGCACCACGACAUGCCAAGGUCCCUGCUGUGCCACCAGAUGUGCCACCAGCUGUGUGGAUCCCUGCUGCCAGGGAGCGACCACGUGCUGCCAGGGGGUGACCAGGGGCGUCACCACGUGCCAAGACCCCUGCUGUGCCACCAGAUGUGUCACCACGUGCCAAGACCCCUGCUGCCAGGGAGUGACCACCUGUCCCACCCCGUGCCAAGACCCCUGCUGCCAGGGAAUGACCACAUGCUGCCAGGACGUCACCAGAUGUGCCACCAGGUGCCAAGACCCCUGCUGUGCCACCCCUCAGGGCCGCGGGGGCGUCCAGGUUGUCACCAGGUGCUCCGACUCCUGCUCCACCACCUGCGUCACCCAGACCUGCCCCGUCUGCGGCCAGUGCUGCCCCGUCUCCUGCUGCCCGAAAUUCCGGGCUCCCUGAGGGGAUCCCGCUCCCCUUGGGGGGUUUCCCCGUGGAAUCUCCAAGGGAAGAGUAAAUCCUUAAUUUUUCCUGGCGUUCUGCCUCGUUCCUGCUGUUUUUAACCUCAAGAAAGCGCCUUUCCUCGCGGGAUGUAAC